Messenger RNA from Venturia canescens, 6252 nucleotides. RefSeq names its product homeobox protein B-H1-like. The record is from RefSeq and is a predicted model, not a curated record. Lineage: Eukaryota; Metazoa; Arthropoda; Insecta; Hymenoptera; Ichneumonidae. Gene Ontology annotation, molecular function: DNA-binding transcription factor activity, RNA polymerase II-specific; DNA binding. Bases 1658 to 2836 code for a protein of 392 amino acids. Gene Ontology annotation, biological process: regulation of DNA-templated transcription. The transcript has 3 exons.
CAACGUCCGCAUGUCCGUAGUCCCUUGUUCGCUGCUCACAACGAUCUUUCAGAAUCGUUGCAGCUCCCCACGUUUUUCAGCGACGAUUCCAGCAUAUUUAAAUCGUUUGCGAGCUGCGUAGAGAACUAAUUAAAAUUCGGACAAAUUUCGUGAGUGAAAAUAUUUGAACGUGCUGCGAUUUGUGUUACGCGAAAAGCGGUAAAUGUGGAUUGGAAUUUUCUUUGAUUUCGAGGCGUUCGAAGCGUUUUCCUACCGAUCUUGCCGCGCGACAGUAUUGUGUAAUUACGGACUUUCUUCCUGCGGGUGUAACGUGGAAUAAAAGUGUUUCUCGAUCAGCGUUAUCGCGUCGAGGUUAAAUAUAAACAAAUUAACGAACGAUCUCAACGGACUGUGAGAGCGAAAGUUGAUCGAGGAUCUGUGCUCAAGGGAUCGUGGAUUUUGUGCUCGAGCGAAUCGUGAUCGUGGCCCUUCCCAAUCCUUUUUUUCGUGGACACCUUCUCGACGGUACGUGAUUGAAGAACGAGCGAGUUAACGAGUUUCUCUCGUACGCAUCAUGCAACGAGAUUGAAAGUAAUCGGCGUCGAGUGAAGUCCUACGCGUGCGCGCUCAUUUCAACCCGUUUACCUUCGUCACCUCGGUACGCGAAGAGGAGUGUGCGUGAGGAAUAUACAUUUGCGCUUAAGAGUGAUCGUUCGGUGUCGUUUGCAGUGGUGUAGGUUGGUGCGCGACCUGACAAACGAACCAACGAGACCGCAUGCCUUCGUCGAUCUUUGAGGAGUCGCGAGACAUCACAGAAGGAACCGGCAACUUGUAGUCCCGUGGAAACUUGUGAUCUGACUAGUCGGUGAGGAAAAGUCACAGGACGUGGAACGAAAGCAGUGGAGGGAAUCGGCAAGAGUUGACGCUCCGUCGAUGUCUCGUUUUUCGUUAAAUUAAAAGUUGAUUGAGAGUGUGGGAGUGUGACAGUAGGCACAACACGAGACUAGGCUCCGGUGAGUGAGUCAAGAGAACGAAAAAGAGAGAGGGAGCGAAGCAAAGGAAAGCGGAAAUGGCUGGCGGGCGCGCUUCUGUGCGCGGCAAUUAUGUUAAGUGGCCAAUUAGCAAUUAACCGAGGAACUGAGCGCGGCCCCCUUAAUUGCGCCGCGGGAGGAGCAUCAACGAGAGUGUAUCGGGAGUCGGUUGAGCGACGCGCAAGGAAGUGCAAGGUGCCAAGGAUCCCUCGGCCUCGUCCAUAAAGCAGGGCAAAAACUUAUUGGAAAAAAAGAAGCAGCACACGUCAAGGACGUCGGAGAAAGGGAGAGAAGGUGUGGGCUCGCAAUAAUAAUCUCUCGGUGUAGAUAUUCAAGUGUGCAACAGUGAAUUCAGUGAUUGAGCAACGUUUCGCAUGUUCGGAGGAGAGAAAAGCAAUCGGUUUCGUGGCACCUUCGUAAACGCGGUAACCGAUGCGUCCAAAUUAAUUAAUACGCUCCGUAUUCGCGUGUGAAUGAAAGGUCAUUGAAGAGAAUAGUAAAACUUAGAUUCUGGUGAUAAUCCGGUGAGGUGCGACGGCUCCGUCGUGUCAAGCGUCGGCAAAAUUCUGUCUCCUAGACAUCGGAGUAGUCCUGGGGUUGCGACGGAGGCACCCUCCGGGGCCCACAGUCCCAAACGACCUUCAGUGAUGACGGUCCAUCAUCAGAACCACCACACGGCUGCCCUGAGUGGCAUCACCGUGCCAGAAGCCCGGAACGGCUUGAACCUGAGCAGAAUGUCAGGCCCCGAGACGACUCACCGUCUCGACAAUCACCAUCAUCAUCAUCAACCGCCAGCCGCUAUGUCCGAAAACGAGCGUAACGGCUGGUUAGUAUUUGAGCGAUUGUCAAACAGCUCGAGCAAUAACAACAACAACAACAACAGCGUUCACAGCCACAGUGUCGAGGAACGUGUCAGAGGUCGAGCUGACGCGGCUACCACGAUGCCCCCCAGAUCCCGCUUCAUGAUAACCGACAUUCUCGCCGAUGCCUCGAGCCCUGUCAGCCAAGAGCCACCCGGAAGUCCGCCAUCGGGACCCCGGGAUCUCAGUGUCAGACACCAAUCGAGGCAGGUGCUUAAACGCAAACGCGACGAUGACAGCGACGCUAGUCAUCACGAUGGAGCAUCCGUUUCGUCCAAUGGUGGCAAAGAAGACGACCCCAAGGAAUCGACCUCGCCGCAAUGUAAGAAACAACGGAAAGCACGCACCGCCUUCACCGAUCAACAGUUGCAGACCUUGGAGAAAAGCUUCGAGAGACAAAAGUACCUGAGCGUACAAGACAGAAUGGAACUCGCGUCGAGCCUGUCGUUGACUGAUACGCAAGUGAAAACGUGGUACCAGAAUCGAAGAACAAAGUGGAAGCGCCAGACGAUGGUGGGAUUCGAGAUUUUAGCGGAGGCCGGACAUUACGUGGCGUUUCAGCGGCUGUACAACAACCCUGCAGCACCGGCUGGAUCUCAGCCAGGGUACUGGUCGUACCCCGGAACACCGGCGCCCUCCCCGAACGAGCUGUUCUACAGGCAGGCAACGGCAGCGGUGACCCUCCAGAAGCCGAUGCCCCAAAGAUUUUACCCCCCGACGUUGAUGCUCGCCGGACCCAGUGCGCCGCUCGGCAAUCUCGCGGCGAGUUCGAGCCUUUCCACCCUUAGCAAUUACUACAAUCUCGAAAGUCCCGAAGUUUUGGACGCGAGGGAACGCGAACGGUUGGAACGCGCAAUGAUACAGAGGAGUCGCAGCAAGAGCCUCGAGAGAACGCCGCCCCCGCGGGAAGACACGCCGCAGAGCGUCAGGGCGGACAGCGACGACGAGAGCAUAAACGACAUCUAGGACUCCUCGAAUGAUACUCGAGAACGAUUGUGUUAUAAGUGUUGAUCAUAACCGUUGGACGUACACGCUGAGGGGAACGAGAAUGAAGAGGCGUCGCGUGGCUCGCCUUCGGACCGCGCUCGCUCGCGUGAAUGAACCUUCGGCACGUACGCGCCCGCGGAUCGUCAUCGUCUCAUUUGUACGACGGGAGACGCUGAAAGAGCGUGCGGAGAGUGCGAGGGAGCAGCCUGCAGGAAAGACGAUACCCGCGAUCAACACUCGGGAUUCCUCGCACACUCGCGGACAUCCGAGAUUUGCGGGAACGAAUGUGCCUCUAGGCACAGGAUGUGUGAGCGAGAUGCGGUUAACCGAGGAGGGACAGCACGAAUCGCGGAGCUCUCGCGGCGUCUCAAAUGAACUUCGUCGACGAGCGCAGCUCAAAUCUAUAGCGAUCGCGAUCGUUCCUUGGACGGGAACUGUUCGGGGAAAGAAACAGACUCGCGGUCCCGAUGCCAAUGAUUCUCCUCGACGCGGCGGCCGCUAACACGCUGGUUUGCAACGCCUCCGCAAUUCGAAUUUCCAUCAAAUUUGUAAAAUAUAUUUCAUAGUUUAUAAUCGUGGAAAUAUGACCAUUAUUAAGGGGGAUAAUGAAAGCAUAAUAUAUCGUUCCUGAUAAAAUAUGAGAAAGAAAAAGAAAAUAAAGAAAAAUCGUACUUCGUUCCUCACAACGAUUCGCUGCGCGUUAAGAGGCUCGUUGCGGCGUAAACUCGUUUCGUAAAUUCCUUCGUCGUGUAUACGUAACGCCCGCCCUUAAUUGUACUUUAUUUUAUUCCCUUAAAAAUGUCGUAGCUGUUUAUGGAGGCCGAUGAAAAUACAAAGUGUAAAUAUCCUUUUAUUUUUUGUGUUCUAUUUUUCGGUGACACCGAGAAGAAAACCGUCGGGCUUUUGUCCCGGAGACAAAGGGACUGUGAAUAACUUGAGACGAUAAUAUUCGUGGUUUGUUUUUCAAUUCUACGCUCUUACUUAAGUUCGUGUGAUAAAACUCGUGGUUAUACGUUUUGAAUCGUUUUCCAUAAUUAACACGUGCAUUUAAACAUUUCAUCGGGAUCGAUGCGGUUAUUAUUGUGCGGCUUCGGGAGACUGAACUCAAUUGUUUUGUUUAUCAAUAUUUCGUUAUUAUUUUUGGCUGGUAUUUCGACGAAAAGCAAUCGUGUUUCAAGAGGGGUUAAUCGCGUAUCGGUGCGAUCGUCGAUUUCGGGAUAUCGCGUGUUACACAAAAGUGUAAUAUCGAGGCGAAGGUGGAAGAACGAGGGAAAGAGAGGAAGCCGAAUCGGUGCAGGGGGAGAGGCUCGAGAGGAAAGAGAGAAAGAGAGAGAGAGAGAGAAGGAGCGACGAGGGGUAACGACUUUAAUAAUAGCCAGUUCCUCGCUGGGCUCUCGGUAAAAAAGAAUCGAUUUCUCUAUCAAUCUCAAAUCUUAUCAAUUCUUCACGCAAUAUGAGUUGCCAUGAAUUCUCUAGCAUUACACGCUUUCGAGUUCACGUGCAACGAGAGCAAGGGGGCGCCGACACUUUCGUGUCAGCGACUUUCCUCGACUAAACUUAAAUAUUUCUCAAGCUGUGAAUCGAUAUCGGGAUACAACUCGACUCGUCCCGCGUUGUCCUCGAUCAGGAGUAUGCGCACUCUCACAUGGGCGCGUGUAUUCAAAUGUGUAAGGUGAGAUCAGUGUCAGGUAAAAAAGGAGCGAAUCGGUGCUGCCCGCCGAUUGGCUCGCUAUCGUGAACGUGCAAUUAAUUCGACAUUAGUGUUGCUCCGUGUGUAUGGAAGUCGCCUGCGGGGCGACACGAAUCUUGGGCUUUCUCUCUCCCUCGCUCCUUCGCUCUCUCACACCAAAAUGACACGGAAUUACGUGCCCGCACUCGGCCAUUGCUGAAAGCCCCUCGUUCGGCAACUUCAAUCUGUGAUUCGAGUUAAUACAACGGACAAAAAAGCUGAUGAAAAAACAACACAAGUUAAACACGAAGGAGAGAAGAAUAUUAAAAGAAAUAUUAAAAAGUAUACAACCUUUGCGACUCCGGAUGGGGCCUUUAUUCAAAUAAUCAGAGAUCUGCUUCUCGCGAGAGCUUCGCGUCGAGCAUUCAGCCUCAAAACAAUAUGUAUAUGCAUACAUACACGCUGAAAUAGAAUGUGAGUCAACUCGAAACUCGUAACUUGUUUGAUCGUGUGGCUUCCAGCAGUGGAACAGAGAAUAUCAGCCGAAUUCGACAAAUAAUAUAUACGCUCUCGAGCCAUCGCUGUGUGUACCAUCAUUCGCGUGUGUGCGGUUUCGUUUAAACGAGCUCGAUUUUGCCAAGAGCCUCUUCUCCUCGGCUAAUUAAUAUCAAGCGUCGCGAAUGAGAGUGAAAAGCUUGUUUCCAUCUCUCUUUCUUCCCUCCGCGUGGCCAUUCCUCAAAGUAUAAUUCGAGGGGACAUCGCAUAAAUAAGUGGGACUAUGCACACACGGCGCAACGCUCGAUCGGCCAUUAUUUCAGGUUCGUGCGUACAAAAACGAGCCAUUUAUUUUCGUAGUCCUGCGAGAGGCUCCGUGAAUCGAAUAAUCGAGAUUCUCCGAACUCUUCGAUAUUUAUGAACGAAAUAUUGUGAGCUGCGUCGAAAAGCGCGCGAGUUUUCAAACCGUUUUUCACAUGGAGCGUUGAAAAAAACGUGGGAGAAUCGAAACGUUUGAGUCGCGAUUACCCGCGAGCUCGGCACGUCGGGCAGCCCGAUGAAAUUCUGUUUUACUCAAAGCCAAAGGGAAGAAAACCAGCGUAUCGAGAUGUGUAGAUAUGUGUAUGGAAACUAAGAGGAUUCACGUGUAUACUCAUCCUUUUUACAGAGCGCCAUUUUGGGGCUGUCACACGAGUCUUGUAAAUAGGUAAAUUCCUCUUCGAUGUAAGUGACGACGUGUAACUGUGCAACAGAGUGGGGGACCGAGGAUCGAGAUAUUUAAAUUUUAGAACUUAAGUCGAAGCCAAUGGAUCGUAAGAGCGAGAUAAAUACGAAAGACAAAAACCUUAUUCAUAAUAACGGAACAAUAUUUAAAAAAAAAGUAUUUUUCAGAUUCCAAGUAUACGCAUAGGGAAACGCCGCUCGCAUUUUUCGAAAGAUCGUCAGCUUUAACGUUCGAUCAAACACGAGGUACGGAAACGAUAAUUACGAUCUUUCGACCAAUGUGGCGUUGGGGUUCGAUUAAUAAAAUACCAGUAUUAUUGAAUGUAUAAAAAAAAAAAAAAGAAGAAAAAAAACCAAUUAGAUUUUACGACCCAAGCUAUGAUUGAGUGUAGCGAACGAAUAACGUAGAUACGACGAAGCGUUUAAACAAACAAUAAAAAAAAAAUAAUAAAAAAAAAACAAUGCGCAAUGAGUAUUGAAAAUUUUAAUGAAACGAGAAGGAUUAAGU